Messenger RNA from Caenorhabditis briggsae, 1710 nucleotides. The transcript is spliced from 9 exons. The coding region runs from base 1 to 1710 and encodes 569 amino acids. Gene Ontology annotation, biological process: intracellular signal transduction. The record is from RefSeq and is a predicted model, not a curated record. NCBI's taxonomy places the organism in Eukaryota, Metazoa, Nematoda, Chromadorea, Rhabditida, Rhabditidae.
AUGACCGGAAACCUAAACAAUUUUUCUCCUGUACUCCUCUCCUUCCCUAUAAAGUACAAUUUUCGGAUUAAAAUUUCACUUUUGCAGCAAAAAGUGUUGCCAUUGCAGAUGAAUUUAUCUCAAAAAUCUUCGUCAUUCGAAGACUUUGCCGGACAGGUUGUGAUUUAUACUGAAAUUGGAAAUGCCCGAUGUGCUAAAGGAAGAGACCUUCUUCGUCGAGAGGGUGUUCCAUACACAGAUGUUUCGCUCGAUUCAUUCCCUCAGCAUACACAAGAAGUAUUCGAUAGAACAGGCACCGAAGUUUUGCCACAAAUUUUUUUCAACAAUAUUUAUAUUGGAAACGAAGCAGAUCUGGAGCGUGUGAUCGGAGAGAAAAACAAGUGGGAGAGCCUAAUCGAACACGUCCGUCGUGAGAAGUGCACUAACGGACCGAUUGUUCCCCAUCCGAUGAAUGCAAUUGGUUUCGAAGAAUACGACAACGAGAACAACAACAAAUGUUGUGAGGAGGUUCUGUGGGUUCCCGAUGAGUACAGCAAACUGGUUCGGGACAUGAAGAACGCGCAACUCAUCAAAAAUAAUCGCGUCAGUGAUCUAGAGAGAGGAAAAGGAAACUUCGUUUCCAAAACGGUCAAACUAAAGGUGUACCGAAGCUCGUUCAAAGGCGAGCAACUUAUUGAGUGGCUGAUGCGGCAAAAAGGAAUCCGAAGGAGCGAAGCGCUCGAAGUUGGUCAGGAAUUGAUCGAUAGGCACGUGGGAAGGCAAACUUCGAAGGAGGCCGGGAUGACGUUCAGUCCGGACAGGUAUUAUCAACUGGUUGAAGACGACGAAAACAAGCCACUGAAUGCAGUACAAAAUGGUGAAGACGAGGAAGAGAAGAAACCGAGAAUCCCAGUGGCAAAGUGCAAUGAAAAGUUCACUAGACUGCUUAAACCUGUAUAUUCAGAUAUUCUCACAGAUCAUAAUCAGUCCAUAAUCUAUGGAGGAUUAUCUUCCAAUGAUAACUUCACUCGAUAUAUACAGUUCGCACGAGAACUGAAUCAAGUAACAUUCGAUGAUUCUACUCCCGAUGACCGUCUCACAUUUUUCAUCAAUGUCUACAACAUGAUGUUGAUUCAUAUUACACUGAAACACGGCCCGCCAAUUGGAAUUUGGCAGAGGAGAAAGUUAGUCAAUGCUACGUAUUACUUGAUUGGAGGUCAUCGAUAUGCACUUCAUUCCAUCAUUAAUGGAAUUCUUCGAGCAAACAAGAAAGGACCAGGAAUGCUUUGGAAAGCAUUUGGAAAACAAGAUGAGCGUCUACCGAUUUCUCUGUCAGUUUGUGAUCCGUUGAUCUACUUUGCUUUGUGUUCGGGAUCCAAGACAACUCCACCUCUCAGAGUUUACCAUUCAAACACAAUUCAUCAAGAAAUGCGUGAGAAUGCCCGGACAGCUCUUCUAAAAGGAGACAAAUUCCUUCGAGUGGACAUGAAGAAGAAUGUGAUUCAUUUGGGCAAAACAUUCAAAUGGUUUUCAGACGAUUUCGGAGGAACUAUUGAAAAAACACUUCAAUGGAUUUUGGAUGUUAUUGAUACAGACGUCAGUGAUAAAAAAAACAAUUUACAAAAACUCUUCUUCACUGGUGAAUAUUCUGUGGAGUACAUUCCAUAUGAUUGGUCCACAAAUGGACGGAUGGAUGAGAAGGAAAAGGAAGAGAUGACAAAGAAUGAGUGA